Plutella xylostella (diamondback moth) is the source of this 1096-nucleotide messenger RNA. RefSeq names its product Vesicle transport protein Use1 (gene Use1). NCBI's taxonomy places the organism in Eukaryota, Metazoa, Arthropoda, Insecta, Lepidoptera, Plutellidae. Gene Ontology annotation, biological process: retrograde vesicle-mediated transport, Golgi to endoplasmic reticulum. Gene Ontology annotation, cellular component: SNARE complex; endoplasmic reticulum. The record is from RefSeq and is a predicted model, not a curated record. Gene Ontology annotation, molecular function: SNAP receptor activity.
AAAAUUCACACGGAAGACGUUUAAAAUAAUCAAUGAAAUAAAAUAACUUAAAACACUCGUAGUUUUUAGCUUGCACUUUAAAACAAACUCUAGCAUUAUCUGCUAUCUCUUUUUUUUGGUUUACUAAAUUAAUAUGACUGUAGUGACUGGAAAUAUGGAGCCUAAACCAGCAACGUACAAAAGGUCCAGACUAGAGAUAAACAUUAGACUUCUGCUGAACAAAUGUGAACUUAUAGCAAAGCAAGAAGCAAUAGAUGGCAACUGGAGACUAAAGAAGUUUGUGGAGUCUCUGAAUGAAAUGCUGACCGACCUCAAAAACGGACGAGAUAAACCACCUAAGGAUGUGAUGAUGGAGUAUACUAAAAGGGUUGGAUUUUUGAAAGGAUUACUUCAAACUGCUACACUGAGCACUCCUACAGAAAAGCUGGAAGCCCUGCAGCAGCUGUCCCACGGCGCCGCCACAAUGUGUGCUGAUGCUGCGGCACAGGAGAUCCAUCAGAAGACUGUUGCCAAGUACGGCAAUGAGCUCAGAUCAGACUUGUUUGGACUAGAUGACACUGAUGACUCGUUACGCAAAAGGAACAUAAUCAAAGCCCCUAACUUCACAAGCACAAGCACCAGCCAAGAGGACAUCGACACGCUACUCAAGUACCAUCAGAACAUGCAGGAGAAGGUGGCCGAGGACAUGGUCAUGCUGACCAAGAGCUUGAAGGAACAGUCGCAGAUUGCCAGCACUAUUAUUAGGAGGGAUACUGAGGCUCUCAAGAAGUCGUCGACCCUGACGGACCGCAAUGUGGACUCGCUACAAGUAGAGUCGGCCCGGCUGCAGGAGCACAGCCGCGGCGCGUGGAAGUGCUGGCUGUGGCUGAUGCUCGCGCUCGUCAUGUUCAUCUUCAUCAAUAUGGUGUUAUUCAUGAAAGUUAUGAAGAAAAAGAAAGUAUAAGAGUCUGUAAGUAGUUUAAUUUUGUAUUUGAUUAUAGGAUUUUAUAAUUUAUUUGUAAAUAAUGGUAUGAACUGCAUCUAAUUAUUUAUUUUAAGAUAUAAUGGAGUGUAUACGUGUAACCAUUUAAAAUAAUAAAACGUAUCUGUCUUAAAA